This is a messenger RNA of Erinaceus europaeus (western European hedgehog), 2729 nucleotides long. It is a transcript of the gene SRSF10, whose product is annotated as serine and arginine rich splicing factor 10. Gene Ontology annotation, molecular function: RNA binding. NCBI's taxonomy places the organism in Eukaryota, Metazoa, Chordata, Mammalia, Eulipotyphla, Erinaceidae. The transcript is spliced from 5 exons. The record is from RefSeq and is a predicted model, not a curated record. Bases 331 to 975 code for a protein of 214 amino acids.
GAAUGUAAAGCUGUACAGUUAUGGCGACCCCAAAGAGAAAGCAUGAAAGAACCUUUAGAGUAGAGUUCAACACUUAAGGCAAGUAGACAAGCCAAAGACCUCUUAAGGAUCAGGCUUGAAGAGAAGGGAGAGUUUGGGAAAAGAAAAAAAUAAAGAAAAGCUGGAAGAAGGACAAGCCUAAUGGGAGACAAAGCCUCGCUUUACCUACAAAAGGGGGAAAAGGUUGUUUUUCAAAGUUAAAGAUAAAGCCAUCUGUCAUAUUUGGCCAAGCAUCUCAUGACAAGUCCUUCUGACAAGCACUUAAAGAGUUAAAGGUCAAGAUGAAGUUGAAUGAUGGCCAAGAUUAAAGGAGUCAUACCUGAUGAUGUUCGUGAUGCUGAAGAUGCUUUACAUAAUUUGGACAGAAAAUGGAUUUGUGGACGCCAAAUUGAAAUACAGUUCGCACAGGGAGAUCGAAAGACUCCAAAUCAAAUGAAAGCCAAGGAAGGGAGGAACGUGUACAGUUCUUCACGCUAUGAUGAAUAUGACAGAUACAGACGUUCUAGAAGCCGAAGUUAUGAAAGAAGAAGAUCAAGAAGUCGGUCCUUUGAUUACAACUAUAGAAGAUCUUAUAGUCCUAGAAACAGUAGACCGACUGGAAGACCACGGCGUAGCAGAAGCCAUUCCGACAAUGAUAGAUUCAAACACCGAAAUCGAUCUUUUUCAAGAUCUAAAUCAAAUUCAAGAUCACGGUCCAAGUCCCAGCCCAAGAAAGAAAUGAAGGCUAAAUCACGUUCUAGGUCUGCAUCUCAUACCAAAACUAGAGGCACUUCUAAAACAGAUUCCAAAACACAUUAUAAGUCUGGCUCAAGAUAUGAAAAGGAAUCAAGGAAAAAAGAACCACCUAGAUCCAAAUCUCAGUCAAGAUCACAGUCUAGGUCUAGGUCAAAAUCUAGGUCAAGGUCUUGGACUAGUCCCAAGUCCAGUGGCCACUGAUAAUAGUAUAUAAACCAUGAUAUUUUUAGGCAUGUAUCAUUCAUUUACUCAUAGUUUGGUUUACUUAAAUUAUCAGGAAUACAAUGUUGCAAUGAUGCUUAAAAAACACUUGUCAGUUUUCCCUGUACCAGGCAAUGGUUAUAUUUAAAAUGAUUUGCUGUUGAGAAGCCACUCUUAAGAGUCCAGUUUGUUUAAUGUUAUGGGCAGCUACCAAUUUGUGGUGUCUCUGUAUAUUUUUGUAAAGAUUCUCAAUUUUUAUGCUCGAAGUAUUGGUGAAAAGAUGUUGGUUGACCAUAAUUUGCAACAUUGUCUUAUUAAAGAUAAACUUUCAUAUCCAUAUUUGGUAGAACUGUUAACGUAGAAAUGUAGCUUGCUAAGUAAUAAGAUAGAAUGAUACAAAAGUGAAGCUGUAGCCACAGUACAACACUGACUGAUCACACACACUUAGGUUCAGGGUGGACCUUUUUGUCUUGUCAAAAUGUUUAGGCCCGUGAUAAUAGUUAACUUAAGAUAGUGUGGAAUAGUUCUUUUGUUAACCCCACUGUCUUGGAGGAUGAUGCCAGCUAGGUCAAGUAGCAUUUUCAAGAAGAUUGAGUUUUAUACUGAAAAUAGAAUCUUCCCUCUCCCCCACUCCUUUUUAAAUUUUUUUUUUAUUUGUCUGUGUGUGUCUAUGUGUGUGGAGAUUUGCAACAUAAACAUCAGCAAAAUUCACCUUAAAGUUUAAGCAGGUUGGUGAUGACAAGAAUAGUUUUAUAGGGGGAAAGAAUGCUCUUUAGUUACUCUAAAUCUUAAGGAACUUUUUUUUUUUUUGCCAUAAUAUUUUCAAAGGGCUGAAUAUUGAUGCUUAUAGCACUUGAGUGCAUUUGUAUCAACAUUUGCCAGCCUCUUUCUGAAGGAGGUUUGUUCUUCAUACCUCAGUUAUUUUCAUGAGGCAAGUUGAAAGACAACGCUCCCUUUCUAGGUGAUCCUUUGGUGUCAUGAAAUUCUACAUGAUAUGGGGGGAUUUUUUUUUCCCCCAAGUAAAUUAACAUCACUGAGAUUUUGAUUUUGAUAUAGUACACCAGUACUUGACUGAAAAUGAAAAAAUAAUACUCAACCAGUUACAAUCUCUAGCAUCUUUUACUGUCUUGUGGGCAGUAAAAGUUAACUUCACAUGUCCAAUCUCAUUUCAAAAUAAAAGCUAGCAUCUUUAAAUUUCUUAGAUUGCUUGCUUGAAGAUAAAAGGUGUUCUCCCCAAUGUUGGGGAGAACAGUUGCUUUUAGAGAGUUACUCUUUUUCAGUUUUGGUUUUACUAAUCUAGGCUUUACCUGUAAAGAACAAAGGGUGGGGUAUGUUGGGUGUUGUUUUUUUUUUUUAAUACUGUGUGGAAUAUGUUUAAAGGAUUGGUUCUAGAACCUUUGUAUAUUUGAUAGUAUUUCUAACUUUCAUUUCUUUACUGUUUGCAGUUAAACGUUGAUGUUCUGCUAUGCAAUCAUUUAUUAAUUUUUAGAUUUUCCUGGAUGUAUAGUUUAAACAAAAAGUCUAUUUAAAACUGUAGCAGUAGUUUACAGUUCUAGCAAAGAGGAAAGUUGUGGGAUUAAACUUUGUAUUUUCUUUCUUAUAGAAGCUAAAAAGGUAUUUUUAUAUGUUCUUUUUAACAAAUAUUGUGUACAACCUUUAAAACAUCAAUGUUUGGAUCAAAACAAGACCCAGCUUAUUUUCUGCUUGCUGUAAAUUAAGCAAACAUGCUAUAAUAAAAACAAAAUGAAGGAAAU